AUGUUGACUAUUAAUAACAAUAAUAACAAUACUAAUAGUAAUAUCAAGAAUGAAGAUAUAUUAAAAUUAAAACAACAACAAGAAAUAUCUAGAAAUAGAAAUAAUCUUCAACAGCAUCAUGAUGAAGAAGAUGAUGAACAUGAAGUAAUUGAAGAUGAAGAUGAAGAUGAAGAAUAUUCAGAAAUCAAUAGUGAAAGUGAUAAUAAUACAAGUACAAAUAGUAGUAGUAAAGAUGAAGAAGAAGAAGAAGAUGAUGAUGAUGAAGAUGAAGAUGAUGAGGAAGAUAAUGAACAAAAGAGAAUAAGAAAUCAUCAUAAUAAUUUAAUUAGAUUAAAUCAAAAGAAAAAGAAAAGAAAUAAUGGUAGUAAUCUUUCAAUAUUGGAUUUACCAUUUACAAUAUUAAAAGAGAUUUAUAAUUAUUUGGAUGAUGAUUUGGAUCGUAUUUCCGAUCCUUGCGGGAUGUCUGCCGUCGACACUCAAGCAUCUCAGUCUGGGGCAUUGGUUCAACCAGCCGAUUGCACCCGGCACGCUGCCCGACUCGCUCACCCAUCUCCACUGGUGUUGGGUCUACUCCCAUCAUCACUGCAACACCUCAAAUUUGGUAACAAGUUUUGUCAACAGGUUUGGAUCGAUCAACUUCCCCCAACCAUUCGAUCAAUCGAGUUUGGACGUGAAUUCAAACAACCUCAUCUCACCAAAUCACCACUCACUCAUCCCAUUCCAACCACCAUCACCAUCAUCCGUAAAACUGUAACUUAUAUCGAUCAAUCAACUCUUAAUUCAAUUUCAACAACUACAAGAAUUCCCCUUCAUUGCUAA
Messenger RNA from Cavenderia fasciculata, 819 nucleotides. RefSeq lists its product as uncharacterized. The transcript is spliced from 3 exons. The coding region runs from base 1 to 819 and encodes 272 amino acids. The record is from RefSeq and is a predicted model, not a curated record. NCBI's taxonomy places the organism in Eukaryota, Evosea, Eumycetozoa, Acytosteliales, Cavenderiaceae.